CACACCUAUCCGGAUCAUUUCGUUACACCCUGAUAAUGGAGACCUCAGUGGAAGCUGAGUUGUGCUUCCCACUGGUCGUCAACGCUUCCUGCAGCAAGACACAGCGUCCUCACCCGAUCGCCACCUACAUCCUCCUAUCGGCUAUGUCUCUGAUCACCGUCACUCUGAACCUGCUGGUCAUCAUCUCCAUCUCCCACUUUAAGCAGCUGCACACCCCCACUAACCUCCUGCUGCUUUCUCUUGCCGCCGCCGACUUGCUGGUGGGUUUCCUCAUGUUGUUUCCGAUUUCCCUCCUUGGAGGUUGUUGGCUCUUCGGUGACUUGGUGUGUGUUUUGUAUUUUGUUGUGGAUCACUCUGUCACAUCCGCCUCAAUAGGAAGCAUGGUGUUCAUAUCAGUCGACCGCUACCUGGCUAUCUGUGACCCUCUGUGUUACACCAUCAAGGUUACAAAAACCAGGGUGGAUAUCUCUGUUCUCUUAUGUUGGUCGGCGUCAUUUCUCUUCAACUGUUUAUGUUCCAUGGACAAUCUGAAGCAACCGGGCAGGUUCAACACCUGUGUCGGAGAGUGCGUGAAUGUAGUGUCGUACGUCGCAGGAAUGACAGACCUCUUUCUCUCCUUCAUAGGCCCGAUCACUGUGAUUGUGAUUCUGUAUACGAGAGUGUUUAUGGUGGCUGUGUCUCAUGCACGGGCCAUGCACUCCCGUGUGGGGAGCGUCACGUUGCAGGGUCCAGCCAUCAAAAGUUCUGAGCUGAAAGCAGCCAGGACCCUCGGGGUGUUGGUGGUCGUGUUCAUUGUGUGUAUCAUGCCGUAUUUCUGCGUCGCCAUCUCGGGACAGAACACACUGCUCAAUGCGUCAUCUGCAACCUUUAUUAUCAGCAUGUUUUACUUAAACUCCUGUCUGAAUCCAAUGAUCUAUGCCAUUUUCUAUCCCUGGUUCAGGAAAUCCAUGAAGCUCAUUGUGACACUGCAGAUUCUGAAGCCUGACUUUCAGCAGCCCAACAUAAUGUAG
This is a messenger RNA of Hippocampus comes (tiger tail seahorse), 1010 nucleotides long. Its product is annotated as trace amine-associated receptor 13c-like. The coding region runs from base 36 to 1010 and encodes 324 amino acids. Lineage: Eukaryota; Metazoa; Chordata; Actinopteri; Syngnathiformes; Syngnathidae. Gene Ontology annotation, biological process: G protein-coupled receptor signaling pathway. The transcript has 2 exons. Gene Ontology annotation, cellular component: membrane. Gene Ontology annotation, molecular function: trace-amine receptor activity. The record is from RefSeq and is a predicted model, not a curated record.